AUGGAUUUUUCAUUACAAAAACAGCCUCGAAAACUGGAAAUUAUGUCACCUGAUCUAGUACUAGAAGCGGCAUUUGAUCGAGGUAAUGUGAAUAGCAGGCAUGCCAUGUACAUAAUAUCGGUGACGUUAAAAAGUGCUAGAUUUGAUAUUAAAACUGUGAUUGUAAGUUUUAAUACUAUUCAUCGAAAACGUGCCUUUCAUGUUACAGAGAUCGAACUGGAAAAGUUAUUAGAAAGGAAAUUAAUUUGGUUUCCGUGUCACCACUAUAUCUGGGAAAUAGUGUUGAAAGGAGUAUUCAAAGUGUUCUGGCCAACACAAUCGGGCCCAAAUGUUCAAAUCUUCACCAGAUUCAAAAAUAGUUGGGACAAAAUAACCCUUGAUAAUUCAAAAUGGCAAUCUGGUAUGACAGACGCUGUUGUUGCCAUUACGAUAGAAGACAAUGCUGUUGACCUGCUUGUUUUCUUUAAAAGUUAUUUACAAAUGAAAUACAACUUCAGUUAUGACUUGGGAGUUUUCGUUAAGUUUCAAAAUAGGCUUUGA
Molecule: messenger RNA, 540 nt
Organism: Cotesia congregata
Lineage: Eukaryota; Metazoa; Arthropoda; Insecta; Hymenoptera; Braconidae
Source: the annotation of a GenBank genome assembly